UAACGUCGAGGUUGUAAAGCGUGAGAACUCUGAUCUGUUGUGGACUUUAUGAGAAUUGUGUUACAGUUUACACACACACACACACACCUGAGACUGAGUGUUUGUUCCUCUGAACAUCAGCAUGGAUUUAAAGAAGAGAAAGAAAGUUGUGCUGAUUUCAGUGGUGUUGUCCGUCUCUGUGGUCACAAUCAUAUUAGGUUUGGGUUUGGGUCUCGGCCUACAGCUACAGAACUGCAAGAAUAAAGAUGUGUUGAUGUCAUGUAGAAACCGCUGCUAUGAACCAUUGAAUGAGAAGUCAGUGUGUCGAUGUGAUGCUCAGUGUGUGACCAGUAACAACUGUUGCUAUGACUACCAGGAGAUUUGUCUCCAGCCCACUCAGAGCUGGGAAUGUUCAUCUAUUCGAUGUGGAGAAAGUCGUCUGUCUGACAGUAAAUGUCACUGUUCUCAUGACUGCAUCACUGCUGGAGACUGCUGCUUUAACUAUAACAUCAUCUGUAAAGGAGACACAGAAUGGGUUCAAGAUGAAUGUGUUAAUAUGAUCUCACCUCAAUGUCCUGCCAGUUUUCAGCGUCAGCCGUUGUUGCUGGUGUCUCUAGAUGGGUUAAGAGCUGAAUAUCUACAGACGUGGUCUUCAUUGGUGCCAGUACUAGACAAGAUAAGAAAGUGCGGGACAUCCUCACCGUUCAUGCAGGCUGUUUUUCCCAGUAAAACUUUCCCCAAUCAUUACUCAAUAGUCACAGGCCUGUAUGCAGAGUCACAUGGUCUGGUGGAUAAUAACAUGUAUGAUCCUGUGUUUGAUGAAUCAUUCAGUCUGUCCAACAGUGAGAAAGACGAUCCAAGAUGGUACCAAGGACAACCGAUAUGGCACACAGUGAAGCAUCAGGGAUUAAAAGCAGGAACGUUCUUCUGGCCCGGAUCUGAUGUAGCCAUAAACGGGAGUUAUCCUGAUAUCUACAUGAAAUAUGAUGGUAAGGUGCCGUUUGAAGAACGAGUCCUAACAGUUCUAAAGUGGCUGCAGUUACCGGAGGAGAAACGUCCAGACUUCUUAACUCUCUAUCUGGAGGAACCGGACUCAUCUGGACAUGAAUUUGGACCGGUCAGUGGAGGGUUGAUCGCAGCUCUACAGGCUGUGGACAGAGUGAUCGGUCAACUGAUGAAUGGACUUAAACAACUCAAUCUUCAUCAGUGUGUCAACAUCAUCAUCAUCGCAGAUCACGGUAUGGAGGAAACCAGCUGUGAUCGUAAGGAAGUUCUGCAGGAUUUUGUAGGUGAUAUAAAUCAUCUGUAUGUUAAUGAGGGACCAUUCGGACGAAUCAGAGCAAAUAAUAAAACACACACGUUGGACGCUGCUGGACUUGUUGCUAAUAUGACAUGUAAACGCACAGAGCAGAAGAUAAAGCCGUAUCUGAAAUAUCACCUGCCCAAGAGAUUACACUACGCCAACAACAGACGAAUCGAAGACGUUGCCGUUAUCGUGGAGCCACGCUGGCUGUUUGAGAGACGUCCAGGAUCUCUGACUUUCUGCUCAGGGGGAACUCAUGGAUAUGACAAUGAUGUCUACAGCAUGCAGGCUGUGUUUCUCAGUUUAGGACCAAAGUUUCUCUUUCAGACAGAAGUGGAUCCGUUCUCUAACAUUGAACUGUAUAACCUCAUGUGUGAUGUGCUGGAUAUCACUCCAUCCCAUAAUAACGGUACUCAUGGUAGUCUGAACCACCUGCUGCGUGCACCACCGCACUCCCCCCAUCACCCCGAGGAACAGAGCGGACCGGGCCGAUGUCCUCUGAACAGCCUGGAGCCCACACAUCCACUGGGAUGCAGCUGUCCUGCACUGAAUGGAAGUAACCCCAAUUCACAACUCAAUCUCACAGACGCACAAGUGGCAGACAGUGAAAGGCGACACAUGUUAUUUGGGCGGCUGCGGGUUCUACAGAAGGAUGUUAAAUACUGUAUUCUGAAUCAGCAUGGAUUCAUCUCAGCCUAUAAUACACACACACACACACCAAUGUGGAGUACAUUUACUGUGAAUAAACCGGUUGAGGGGAGUUCUUCAUCUCCGAUGAUCUCAGAUUGUCUCAGAGCAGAUGUCAGGAUUCCAGCCGAUCAGAGCGCUACAUGUGAGCAGUACAAUAAUGCUGGCAACAUCACGCACGCUUUCCUGUACCCACCCAAUCUGAACAGUUCAUCUGAAGAACAGUUUGAUUCUCUGACCCUCAGUAAUGUUGUGCCCAUGUACCCACAGUUCAAGAAAGUGUGGCAGUAUUUUCAGGAGGUUUUAUUGCUGAAAUACGCACGUCAGUAUAACAGUAUUAAUGUAGUAACCGGACCUGCUUAUGAUUAUGACUAUGACGGACGCUUUGAUACUCCUGAACAAAUACAACAAUUUGUCUCAGGUACGAGCGUGCCCAUCCCCACACAUUAUUUUGCGGUUCUCACGAGUUGUGCAGAUGUCAGACAGACAGUUAGCGAGUGUAAUGAAGAACUACAGACGGUUUCUUUCCUGAUACCUCACAGACAUGAUCAUUCAGAGAGCUGCUCUAAUGAUCAACCUGAGUCACAGUGGGUGGAGCCUCUCCUCUGGAUGCACCAAUCACGUGUGAGAGAUGUUGAAUGGAUCACUGGAUUGGACUUUUUCCAAGACAGCAUCCGACCAAUCCCUGAGCUCCUUCGUCUUAAGACCCGCCCCACUGCUGCUAUUCAUCCCAAACCCUGAAGAAGCAGCACUUUCUUUCUUCUGCUCACUCAUACAGACACUGAGCCGUGUGUUAUUAUUUGGAUUGAUGAAUAGAGGACAUUAAAACGAAUGAACUGCUCUCAUAAAAAUAAUCUGUAAACAUCCGCUUCAGUUUUACUAUAACACUGUCAGACUGUGAUUGUUUAUCUCGGCUAGAACUGACUUCACAAAAACAAACUUUCUCUUUCAUUGAUGAAUUUGGCCAUGAAAACAUCCCGUCUAUUCAGACAGCAACUCUCCUUAUUGCUCACUAACAAAACACAUUAUACACACACACACACACACACACACACACACACACAUACAUGUAUAGACGGUUUCAUCGGAUGCAGGUGUGCUGAUGUGAUACAUGUCUGGAUCCAAACUUUACUUCCAGUUUCGUUUUUUUAAUGGUCUGACUAGUUGCUAAACUGAUCUCUUGAACAAAUGCCCAUCGAAAAUAACUAAUGUUUUGGUUUCCUAGGUAAUCUGUGUUGUUUAUUUUGUUUGUUAUAUAAAUAAACUACGCUUAAAGAACUUUGUUGUUAUUUAUUCUUAGCAGAGUUUACUGGAAGUUACGUGAUGACCACGACAGCGGCUUGUUUAUGUUGUUACUGCUGAAACCGUCUAUAGAUUGAAUUGACUGUAAGUCAGCACAGAGAAACUAAAGACAUGUGACCGCUUGCAUAAACUUCUUAGACUUUUAACUUAGUCAUUUAUCUCUUCAAGAAUAAUCAUAGCUGUUUUUAGUAUGCUAAUUGUUCUUCACCAAACUUAAAUCCAGAUUACUACUUUAACUAAUACUGCUGAACUCAGUGAUGACAUCAUCAUUAUAAUAACACUUCUGCUUUCACUCUUACUAUAUAGACAAACAUCAGUGUUUUUGUUUUGAGAUGCUCAUAUGACUCUUCACAUGUUUACUGUUUACUCCUUUUUACUCAAAGCUCGAGGUUCCAGUCAGAUCAUGUUUUUAGAUUUUUAUCAAACACAGUCUGACACAUAAUAAACACUAUACAACAGUAUU
This is a messenger RNA of Misgurnus anguillicaudatus (oriental weatherfish), 3734 nucleotides long. The record is from RefSeq and is a predicted model, not a curated record. NCBI's taxonomy places the organism in Eukaryota, Metazoa, Chordata, Actinopteri, Cypriniformes, Cobitidae.